Messenger RNA from Xenia sp. Carnegie-2017, 1308 nucleotides. Its product is annotated as cell division cycle protein 123 homolog. Bases 92 to 1090 code for a protein of 332 amino acids. Lineage: Eukaryota; Metazoa; Cnidaria; Anthozoa; Malacalcyonacea; Xeniidae. The record is from RefSeq and is a predicted model, not a curated record. The transcript has a single exon. Gene Ontology annotation, cellular component: cytoplasm.
AAACAAUGUUGAUCUAUAAAUGUAAGCGCGAGUUAUUGCUGUAAAAUAACUUUGGCAAAACCAAAGUCAGUCUUUAAUAAGAAGAAAUAAUAUGAAACAGAAACAUGUCGUGAAUUGUCAAUUUUCUUAUUGGUAUAAAAAGUUUAAAAAUUCGACAUUUCGAAGUAUAGUUAUACCUCUACAAAAGGAAUUCAUUGACUAUCUGAAUCAGGAUGGCGUUGUUUUACCUGGCAGUGAAAGCGAAAAUAUACAACAUGAAAGUGAUUCAGAGUCUGAUGAAUGGUCAUCUGGUGAAGACUGUGAAGCUGCUACAGCAAUAGCACCAGAAUUUCCUGAGCUAAUUCAAUCAAUUGAAAAUGCCAUCAGAGAGCUUGGUGGUACAGUUUUUCCCAAACUUAACUGGAGUGCUCCCAGAGAUGCUGCUUGGAUAAAUUUUGAUGGCACAUUAAAGUGUACUUGUUCAUCUGAUGUCUUUAUUUUGUUAAAAAGUUCUGAUAGAGUUAGCCAUGACAUUAAUCAUCCAUUCAGAAAAUGUGAAGAUGGUGAAGAUGAAAACUUCAUUGAGUCAGAUGGUUACACAUUGAUUUUAAGGAAAUGGAUAACCAUUUCAUCUUGCUCUGAAUUUCGUUGUUUUGUUAAGAAAAACCAAUUGAUUGCCAUAUCACAAAGGGAUACAGCUGCUUAUUAUCCUUAUGUUGCCGACAACUAUAAUACAAUUCAUUCUGCAAUUAAGAAUUUCUUUGUGGAAAAGAUAAUGGGGAAGUUUCCGGAUGAUAGUUAUAUCUUUGACAUCUAUAUAAAUUCUAAUGAUGCUGUAAAAUUGGUAGAUUUUAAUCCAUUUGGUGAAUUAACUGAUCCUUUGCUCUUCACUUGGGAUGAAUUAUCACAGAUUAAUGUUGGAGAUCAAGCUGAACCUUAUGAAACACUAUUCAGAUUUGUCACAAGCUCAAAUGGCGUUCAACCUAGCCCCUUUCUUAGUAGUAGAGUGCCGAGAGAAACCUUAAAUUUAUCUUCUGAUGAUGAUAUCAACAAAAUGGUUGAUUUCCUUAAAUCUACAGAUCUUAUUAAUAUUGGGGAAGACACUAAUUAAGCAGUAGUUGAUAAUGAAUGUCAUUGAAAAUUUUCCUUUACUAUCGUAAUGCUAUAUAUGUUUUCCAUGUUUCAGAUGUGAGAGUAUUGCAAAGAAAGUGGACUUGUAAUUGUUAUAUUUUAUUUAUUUAAUCCAAGAUCUGUGUAAAUAUAGAUUGCAUACUAUAAUUCAUAGGUGUAUGGAUUUUACAUGCACAUAUAUAUCUAGUCAUCUGCUGA